Sitodiplosis mosellana (orange wheat blossom midge) is the source of this 1434-nucleotide messenger RNA. RefSeq names its product protein kinase 4-like. The record is from RefSeq and is a predicted model, not a curated record. Bases 1 to 1434 code for a protein of 477 amino acids. Lineage: Eukaryota; Metazoa; Arthropoda; Insecta; Diptera; Cecidomyiidae. The transcript is spliced from 3 exons.
AUGGUUUUUAGAUCACCACUCAAUGAUAAAGAAAAGGAGACAAAUUCUGAUGAAAAAGAUAAAGAAUCUGAUGAUAGUGACACUGACACUAUUAAAGACGUCGAUGAAAAAAUAGAAAACAUUGAUAACCCCGAAACGAUUCCAGACAGAAAUGAGAGAGGCGGAGCUUUUAGUCUGACUCAGUCAAAAUUCAAUGACCUUUUCGAUAAUUUCAAUUUAAAAAGUUCAACCAGAUAUUCGGAGGACCUGAGAGAACCUGCUCAGCGUCGACCGGAAAAGGAUAUCAAGGAUAUGAACGAAUUUUUUGAUAAUCUUCGAAUUUCGGCUAGUGAUACCACUGGUCCUCCACCAAAACCGAAUAGAGACAGUCUUAAAUUGAAUUUUGGGGGUUAUAUCCCAACUCCCAAUAGAAAAUCAGUCAAAUUCAGUGAAGUGGAUCCACGUAAACAUUUGUCAACCAUUGCAGAAGAAAGUCAUUACUUGAGUCAAAGACGUGUGUUGGACAAAGAAGAGGGUUAUAAUACGGUUGACAUAACUUCUGAUGAUUUCACAGAUUUUAAUCUGCCUAAUCAGGCAAUGUCGACGCGACAGUUGGAUCAAGAUGCAACAAAUGACUAUGAGAUUAGACGACAAUUUCUUCGUCGCCUUAAAUCCAUUCCAAAAUUUGAUGAGGUGUUGACCAGUCAAUUAGAAAACAUGCGUCAAGAAAAGGAUGAAUCAUUGGCCAAAUACGCCGAACGUGCAAGAAAAAUGCUUCAAGAGAAAAAUUCUGUUUAUAAAGUUUUGACAGAAGAUCAAAAACUGGAACAUAAUCGAAUGGCCCGUAAAGCGUUUGCGAAAGGUAUACAAAAUGGCAAAUUAAAAACCAGACUUAUUACGCGUGGUGCCAGCUCAUUAGAGGAUGCAAUUGCUUAUGCAAUCGAAGCAGAGAACGAUGAAUUGUAUGAAAUUCCUAAACAGGAAUUGUAUUGCAAGCAUUGUAGGUCAAACGGUCAUCGGGAAAAUGAAUGCCGCAUUAAAAACGCGAAUAAUAAUGGAUUAAAUACACUGGUGUCCGCACUACAGUCAUUCAGUGCAAACAGAAUUCCUAUGAGAAACAACCGCGGUGAUUCUAAUCGAUUUAAUCAGGGUUGGAACAAUAAUAAUAAUGAUAAUAAUAAUAAUAAUAAUCGAUUUAACAAUCAAAAUUGGAACACACGUAAUAAUAAUAACCAACCUAAUCAGAACUGGCCUGCUAGAAAUAAUAAUUCCAAUCCUAACAAUAAUUCCAAUAACAACCGAAAUCGGAACUGGUCCGAUCAAAGGGUUAAUCAACAGCAACCCAACCAGAAUCGUUUUCCACAGCGCAAUGAUAAUCGUACAAAUCAAAGAUUAAGUAACAUCCUUUUGGGUGAUUUUGAACUUUCUGAUGAUGAGUAUCUUUCGGAAAACUAG